UGAGACCCCGUAAGAAAAAGCCCGUGGUUCAAGUUGUAUCUCGACUUAGUAAGAGUGAAACAAAAUUAAAAUCGUGGCAAAAGCUCCUUCUUGGUGGGUAUCAUCGCUGCCAAGAGAGGCAGUCAGGUCAAUAUCCUAGGAACGUUUAUUACCGUUCUCAUCUUUCCUAAAGCGGGACUCUUUUUCUCGUUGCACUGAACUUUUACGGUAUUCUGAUAGCAUGGGCACAGUAGAUGUUUUGGAUAACAAAACAUAAUUUUAACGCCUGAUAUCUUGGACAUUCUGCAGUACUACACAUUAGGACGCUUACUAGUGAAAGUACUUGGCAUUAUACAGGAAGCUAAACUCGCGGACUGGUUGCUUAAGUUAGCUGCCUCGCACAAAGUGCUAACGUUAGCUUGCUUGCUAUUUGUUUUGUCAUGGAACGAGCUAACGUUAGCUAGCUAACUUGUUUGGUCAGACUGUUGUGUUGCUAGCUAUUUCCAUUUAGUGUCCCUUUAAUAUCGCUAGAUAGCUAGCUAGCAGUAGAGUUCUCUGGGUUAGCUAUAAAUAGCUAACGGCUACCUAGCGGUGAUCUCACCUAUCUAGGUAUGAUAACAUUAGCCAGCUGACUACAUUCGGGUAUUUCUUCUCAAAUCUGUGCAGUUUUGCCUAUAUAUAUAUUCUGCGUAUUAAGGAGCAAGACAUUGCCAGUGUGCACUACGUUUGCAGGAUGGGCGAGAAGAAGCCGGAGACGCUGGACUUUGUGAAGGAUUUUCAAGAGUACCUCACGCAGCAAACCCAACAUGUAAAUAUGAUCUCUGGUUCCGUCGGCGUCGAUAAGGAAGCGGAGGUGCUCCAGGGGGGUCUGCAGUCGGAUCCGGCUGGGAUGCAGACCGAGCCAGGAGAUGGAUGUGGUGGGGACGGUGGCAGUGUAGAGCACAGACCUAUGUUCUGUUUGCCGGCAGCUGGUACCGAGACCGACCAGAACAGACUGGACCACCCUUCGGUGGAGGUUUCCCUGGACGACGGCUCAGGGCUGCUGGUGGACAGCUUUGAGAGGACGUACGAUGGGAAGCUUAAGUGCCGUUACUGUAACUAUGCCAGCAAGGGGACAGCCCGACUCAUCGAGCACAUCCGCAUACACACAGGAGAGAAGCCCCACAGGUGCCACCUUUGUCCGUUCGCCUCGGCCUAUGAGCGCCACCUGGAGGCCCACAUGCGCUCGCACACGGGCGAGAAGCCGUACAAGUGCGAGCUGUGCUCCUUCCGCUGCAGCGACCGCAGCAACCUGUCGCACCACCGGCGGCGCCGCCACAAGCUGCUGCCCAUGAAGGGGGCGCGCUCCACCCUGGCCAGCCGGAAGAUGCUGAGCGUCCUGCAGAGGAAGUCCAGCUCGCUGGGCUACGGCCGGCGGCUCCUCCUCAGCUACAGCCCGCCCUCCAUGGUGAGCCAGAAGGCCGACUACCUGAGCGACUUCCCUCAGGACCUGCCCCACCUGCACCCGGAGGCCUACGAGGGCGCGGCCAAGCCGCAGGACGGGGGAGGGGCCCCGCGGGGCGACGCCCCCCACCACGAUGCCACCACGGACAACCCGCUCAACCAGCUGUCCACCCUGGCGGGCCAGCUGGCCAGUCUGCCGGCCGACGCCCACGCGCCCAUUUCCCCGGAGACGGGGUCCUGCCGCGACGAGAAGCCCUUCCUCCUCUGCCAGCCGGCCGCCGCGCCCGCCGCCGUUUCAGCCAGCUCCGCCCGGGCCGGCUCGCCUGGCAGCCCCGAGCCCCGCCCCCCGCCCGUCAGUAACUACAGCCCCGGGGCCGCGCCCUGCAGCGAGCACAGCCCCCACACCAGCACCCCCAGCGUGAGCAACAGCCAGCCCAGCACCCCCGCCCCUGCCCUGACCAAUCAGGACCUUCAGCUGCUGCACCACUGCCAGCACUGCGACACCUACUUCGCCGACAACAUCCUCUACACCAUCCACAUGGGUUGCCAUGGCUACGAGAACCCCUUCCAGUGCAACAUUUGUGGCAGCAAGUGCAGGAACAAGUAUGAUUUCGCCUGUCACUUUGCCAGGGGCCAGCACAAAUAAUGAGUGGCGUUAUUUACUUAUUUAUUUCUUUAUUUAUUCUUUUUUUUUCAUCCCUCAUGAAUUUUAGGUUGGCGUGGAAAGGCAGAACUGGUUUGAAGUAGGAGGGGGAGGGGAUUGUAAUGGGCAUGGUUAUUUGUGGCUUACUGAAAAGUUUUAAGAUUCAAACGGCAAUGUUAUGGCAGCCUACUCUGCAAUGGUCAGCCCUGCAUCCGCACCCGUGGGCUGGGAAUAAGUCAGCUCUGUGUCUGAACCUGUGCUGUGGGGAUAGGUCAGCCCUGCAUCCACACCUGUGCACUGGGGAUAAGUCAAUUCUGUGUCCACACCUGUGUGCUGGGUAUAAGUCAGCCCUGUGCCCGCACCUGUGCGCUGGGGAUAGCUGCUUGCUUUGUGACACCACAUUUAUUUCCGAUGUUUUCUGCCUUAGUAACCACCUAAUAAGCCACCAUGGACCUGAAUACAGAUUCUGCUAACAUACACUGGACUACACUCCAUUAAAUAAACUUAAUUGCUUUUAGAUGGAGAAAUUUACUAGCUAGCAGAUCAUAUAUUUAAUCAGUUGUUUAUUUAUUAUGAUUAUCCAUAUGAAAACAAUAUGGGAAAACCAGGCAGAGCUAAGUUUGCCAACUAUGAGGGUAUUGCCCUUGCUAGCCAGGUUUGGCUGCUUUACUGUUUUUAAAUUAAAAGAAUGGCACUGCAAGUAGGUCACCCACCGACUGCUAUUUAAAGAAAAUGUCUUAAAACAAUACACUUCUGUGAAAUUGGUGACCCCCAGACUCCCAAGUGGAACCCAUUUGUUUUUCAGACCCACAGUGCUGUUCGUGGGAUGAUAAGCUUGGGUGCUGGUAUUUUGGGGUGUGGCCAACCUUUAAGCACAUAUUUGAACUUGGAAAGACCAGGGCACACGUAAGUGUGGGAGUGGGACAUUGUAAACAUGUAGAAACGGGAGCAGAAAGAGUUCAUCCAGAGGCCAUGUGCUGGCCUGAUCUCAGUACCAUGUGGGCUGGUGGCGCUGGAAUUUUGUUAAGGGAAAUUUUCAGUGGAUCUGACUGGUCGUUGUCCCACAGGCUACGCAUCUUUAUGUACUGUAUUUGUAUUUAUUGCAUAUGUUAUCUUUUCCGUUAGUUUAUUUAUUAGGGGUGCUUUGUCAGCAGUUGAAUCUUUUAAAGAAGCAAAAUGUUGUCAUUAUUAUUAUUAUUAGGAAAGCUGCUUAUGACUUUCAUAUGCCGUUGGGACUCUACUGUUGGCCCUGACUCUUGACUCUGACUGUGCUGUCAUUCCCAGUGUAUGUGUGAGAAUGAUGCCCUUUAAAGGGAUCAGCACACCGUCUGCACUGCAAACAGGACUGGAACACAUCCAUAGAGAGGGCCAUGUUCUACACAUAAUCAUGGGUCCAGUUUCCGUCCUUGAAAAAAGUUUAUAUAUUCAUCUGUCCAGUUUGAGAAACUACCUGAAGUGUAGGUCAGAGUCAGACCCCGGAAUGAUGAAUAUGGCCCUUCAUAUCAGAAUAUAGUCUGGAACCAGUUUAUUGGGUGGGUCGGUGGUUUCCUGCCAUUGGGUGAUCACAGAAGUAUGGCUUACCUCGGGUUUCCCGCAUAUUCUUAACCUUAACCUUAAUGCCAUACCAUUGGUAUUUAGAGACAUUGGUAUUUACUUCUGGUAAAUGAGGGUUUGCUCCCUUACCUGCAGUCUGUGUGCUUAAAAAAUGGCAUUGGAGCCCUACUGUCUGCAAAAACAUUUCGGAGACUUUAUUGCCAUAGUUGUGGCCUUUCUGAUGUCACUGUAUAGCACUUUAAUGUCUUAUGUGUUACUUUGGGUGUGACAGAAGUAGCACAAAAUCAUUUCUUGGACUAUUGAGCAGAAAAUGUCUCAUUGAAAGUGAUUAACAAAUGUGUGUCCACCAGUUUAACCCAGCAAUGGAAAACAGCCCAGUCUGAAGCACUUAUAAGGCAUAAUCUCUUCAAGGCCAAAGAGUUCUUAAUCAAUAUUUAAUUUUAAUUCAUUUUAAUACUGUAAAUUACAUUCCAUCAGAAUUGACAAGAGCUCGCUGGAACUGUAGUUAUUGCAUUCAGCAUGUUGGCAAUGCUGUUGUAGUGUAAGAGUUUGAGUACUUUGCACAUAUAUUAAAUGUAUUCAUCAAAUGUUGUUCAUACUAAAAGUAGCUUUGUGUAAAUACAACUAUUAUGGUAUUUUAUUGUCAAUUCCGCCAGUCAGAAAGCAUUACUCACCCGCAGGGUGAAGACCUGACGAAGGGAAACCUGUGUGUUGUGUGUACAGUUGCAGGUUGAGUUUUGUGGAUGCCCUCUGGGCGUGCUGUUGAGAUUGGCACAUGCCCUGGAGUGUUUACGGCAGUCCGGAGCUCGUGGACCAUGAAAAGGUCUUUGUGGGAUUUCAGCUGGGUGACUGUAGAGUAUAGGAAUCUGCUCCUCGUCCAGCCAUGAUGACGCACAGGGGACACAGUGCCUAAUGCACAUAGCUUUGCUCCAGAGCAUUUCUGCCUGUUCACUUCUGUACGGGCUUGAUUUUUUGUCUUUUUUUAUUGUUGUUGAACCACAAAAAAUGAACCACAUGUCCUUAAUUAUACCAUAAUUCCUUAAGUGAAAAUCAAGGCGUUGACGGGCUUGGACCACACAUUAGCUCUAUACAGUUUAAUUAAUUUGUUCUGGACCAACAUACACACACACACACACACAUAUAUAUAUAUAUAUAUAUAUAUAUAUGUAUGAGUGGCCACUUUAUUAAAUACACCUAUUUAGUACCGUUAGGACUCCCUUUUGCAUUCAGAAUAGCCUGAAUUCUUUACAGCAUGUAUUCAACAAGGUGCUGCAAACAUUCCUUAGGGAUAUUUGUCCUUGCUGACAUGACAGCAUCACACGGUUCCUGCAGAUUCAUGCUGCGAGCCUCUCUCGUUCCACCUCUAGCCAAAGCGCCCUAUUGGACUGAGAUCUGGUGGCUGCAGGCCAUUGGAGUAAACUGAUGUCACUGUCAUGCUUGUGGAAGCAGCAUGAGAGCAUACGUGCUUUGCGACAUGGUGCGUUAUCCUGCUGGAAGCCUCCAUUCCAAAAAGGGUAGACUGCGGCCAUAAAGGGAUUCACGUAGUCAACAACAAAGCUUGUUGUAGCAUUCAAUUGAUUCUUAAUUGGUAUUAAGGGUGCAAAUGUGUUCCAAGAAAACAUUCCAAACACCAUUAAACCACCACCACCUGCCUGCAGCAUUGUCAAGCCAGGAUAAAUCAAUGGAUUCAUGCCAAAUUCUGACCCUACCGUCUGCAAUCACUGUAGACAUUGAGAUUUGUGAGGCAGUGUUUUUCCCCAUUCACCCAGUUUUGGUGAUCACCUGCCCGCUAUAGCCUCACCUUCCUGCUCUUUGCUGACAGGAGUGGAACCCAGUGUGGUCUUCGGCUGCAGUAGCCUGUCUGCUUCAAAUUCUGAUGUGUUGUGCGUUCAGAAAUGCCCUUCUUCUCACCACUGUUAUAAACGACUGUUUUUGGAGUAUUUGUGGCGUUUCUGUUAGCUUGAACAAGUCUGCCCUUUCACCUCUGACCUCAAUUACCAGGCGUUUUCAUCCACUGAACUGCUGCUUACUGGAUGUUUAUAUUUUAUCGCAUUCUCUCUAAGCUCUAGAGAUUGUAGUGCAUAAUUAUCCCUGGAGGGCAGCUGUUUCUGAGAUUCUGGAACCACCACGUCUGGCACCAACAAUCAUACAAUGGUCAGAUUUUUUAAAAUCAUGUGUCUUGCGUCAUUCGAGUGUUUGGUUGAACAAGAACUAAACCGAUUCACUGUAAGUGCAUGCUUUAUAUAUUGAGUUGCAGCCACAUGGUUUGCUGUAUGGAGGAGCAGGCUAUUUGUGUUAAUGAACAGAUGCACCUAAUAAAGUGGACACUCAGAGAGGUGGAGAGGGAGAGUAUAUAUAUAUAUAUAUAUA
Molecule: messenger RNA, 5989 nt
Organism: Anguilla anguilla (European eel)
Lineage: Eukaryota; Metazoa; Chordata; Actinopteri; Anguilliformes; Anguillidae
Product: zinc finger protein Pegasus-like
Exons: 3
Coding region: 713-2068 (451 amino acids)
Biological process (GO): regulation of transcription by RNA polymerase II
Molecular function (GO): RNA polymerase II cis-regulatory region sequence-specific DNA binding; DNA-binding transcription factor activity
Source: RefSeq, a predicted model, not a curated record